AUGCAGCAGAUAGGCCCAACCACACGGCCGCGAAGAAUAUCUGAAAAGAAGCAGUCAAACUGGUGGCAGCGGCACGUUGCUCAAGAUGUUCCUUUCGAGCAAUGUAGAGACCACUAUGCGCUGGAGCGGACAUACCUGGCAUGGCUAAGGACGUCUACCAAGUUUGCUCAUUUGGGUGUGCUCGUCACUCAGCUUUUUCGACUGCCACGUGAUCUCUUCCCUUCCAGUCCACUUGUAUCGGAGUUUUAUCGACUUGGCAAGCGGUUAGGGCUGGUCUCCAAUUCGAUUGCCUUGUUUGUGAUUAUGGUGGGAGGCUUUCGAUGCUGGAAGCAGCAGCACUACAUCGUCAACGGGCAUGUGCGCAGUUCUGGAUGGGAAAUCUGGAUCAUCGUGCUCGCCACACUAAGUGUAAGCCCACACUAUCGUCACUGUCCCCAAUCUUCACCAAUCAAAGAGGCUCAAGUGUUUUCCUCCGAUUGA
Molecule: messenger RNA, 480 nt
Organism: Neohortaea acidophila
Lineage: Eukaryota; Fungi; Ascomycota; Dothideomycetes; Mycosphaerellales; Teratosphaeriaceae
Exons: 2
Coding region: 1-480 (159 amino acids)
Source: RefSeq, a predicted model, not a curated record